Molecule: messenger RNA, 2552 nt
Organism: Anolis carolinensis (green anole)
Lineage: Eukaryota; Metazoa; Chordata; Lepidosauria; Squamata; Anolidae
Exons: 2
Coding region: 733-2316 (527 amino acids)
Molecular function (GO): zinc ion binding; nucleic acid binding
Source: RefSeq, a predicted model, not a curated record
CCAGUGACUGCUGGGAGAUGCUGCUGCUGAGAUGGAAAAGUGCCAAAAAUUAAAGGUAGGAAAGGAAAAAAAUCAGGUAGCAUAUUUCUUUAGAUCAGGUUGGGAAGAUGAAGCAUUUUACCAUUUCAUAUGCAUUAAAUGAACAUUGUAAUGUGAGGAAAACUCAUGGUUGGAUUUCUUGCCUUCUUUUCCCUUCUUUGUCUCAUUUCUUUUUGAGUUUUUAAAUUGAUACCAUAAUAUCUACAGUCAAAAAAUGUCUUCAGGUGGAGAAUGGGAUAGAAAAGGCAGGCAGGCAGGCAGGCAGGCAUUCACUAAAGCAGCUAUGAAUACAUAAGAACAGUAGGCCCUUCCACACAACUGAAUAAAAUCCCACAUUUUCUGCUUUGAAGUGGAAUAUAUGGCAGUGUGGACUCAGAUAACCCAAUUCAAAAUACAGUAGAGUCUCACUUAUCAAACAUAAACGGGCUGGCAGAAUGUUGGAUAAGCGAAUAUGUUGGAUAAUAAGGAGGGUGUCAGAACCCUGCUACUAGAGCCUGGAUGUGGCUCUGAGUUUCAGGGUCACUGACAUUGAUAAGACACCUGCGGCUCAGGACUUGGAGAAGAAACGGCUGCUGGACUUGGCGGGGAAUUUGCGCGGGGUUUUACUGAGCGGGAAGAGACUGUUCAAAUGAGGGGGAGGGUAUAUAAAGGAGGGUUGGCCGUAGUAUCCCAUUCUUGGCUUUUCUGAUAUUCAUGUUUCCUACAGUAAAAGUUUCUGGUGAUAUCACAGAGAGUCUUGUGUGUUCAUUCAGGAGCGGCUGUGGUGAGCUGACACUAAGCCAAGAAUACGGACACCAUCCCGCUGUAGCGGUGAGGUGUAACAUGCAAGUGGAGGAUGAAGAGCUCUUGGGCGCAGGAGGAGGAAGGUCGGAAAGGGCCACUCCCGAGCCGGACGCUGAGUUCCACCAGCUGGCGGCCCUGGCGUCAUCCACCGCUUAUGCCCAGCCAAAUGGGGUAACCCAGAGGCGUGGAGUGGUGCGGGGAGACAGCACCGGAGGAGAGGAAGGUUCACCUUCCCCAGGCCCACAAAGGAUGGUGUUUCUGGAGGAGAGGAUGUCGGCGAUGGAGACCACCCUGGCAGUGAUGUCGAGGGCGAUGGAGCGCCUGGCGUUUUUGGCGGAGCCAGAGAGAGGAAGGGAACUUCGGGCUGGCUCAAUGUGGGACGUGAGCGUGGGAAGCAGCCAGGGCUUUGCAGACCUCCCAGCACCGAAGGGAAGGGAAAUGCGAAAGGAGCCCGGUGCCCGGCCCAAGAUCCAAACAAGCCUGACGCGGGUGGAGGAGAGUGACGACGAAGGGGAAAAGCCUCCGAGAAUCCCGGCUACGCUCCCAACUGAGACCCUGGUGCCCCUGGCGAAUGCCGGGCGUGGCACAGGGCCAAGAGAAGCAGCAGCGGGGCCCACUGGUCCGCAAGGGGGCUUGCGACGGGCGGAGAAUUGGGGAUUGCCACCACAGGGACCCCUACCGAGACGAGAGGAACUAAGGAUCGAGUUUGGGGGAGAGUCCUCUGAACUGGAUUUUUUCCUGACCACGGUGAGGGGCUAUAUGGAGGACAAUGCUCACACUUUUAGAACGGAAUCCAGCCGGGUACGGGCCAUUGGCGCAGUGUUGAAGAGGGGAGCGGCCAGCUGGUACGUUCAGCUGCACGCGCGGCGCGACCCAUGUCUGGGGUCACUCCGACGCUUUAUGGGGGCCCUGGAGACCCGUUUCCGAGAUCCACUGGAGCAGAUCCGGGCGAGGGAGAAGUUGAAGACCGUCUCCCAGGGGCAGAGGUCGGUAUCUGAGUAUGCGGAGGAGUUCCAAUGCCUCGCUGAAAAGGUGCCGGAAUGGUCUGCAGUAACAAAGAUAGAACUCUUCAAAGAGGGUCUCAGGCGGGAGAUCCUCUCCUGGGCGGUGCAUCGUGAUGAGCCUGACACACUGCGCGGAUGGAUUCAGCUGGCGGGGCGCAUCGAGACAUCGCUGGCCCAGGCGAGGAGGCACCGAGGAGGGCUACAGCAGCGGCCGCAGAUGAAAGAGGGGAGCCGGAAGGAGGGAUCAACCCCAGCCGGGAGGAGAACGGAGCCGGCAGGGAACGUGAGCACCAGCAGGAGGGGCUGCUUCGUGUGCGGCCGGUUGGGCCACAGGGCUGCCGAGUGCUGGCAGAGAAAAGGGGAAGGCGGAGGCCAGCCCAAACCAAGAGCCGUGGCAGGGAAACGCGCCGAGGAAGAACCACCGAUGAGGCACCACUCGGGGGGGUUGGACGAAGGGGAGGAGGACGCCAUGUCAGAACCCUGCUACUAGAGCCUGGAUGUGGCUCUGAGUUUCAGGGUCACUGACAUUGAUAAGACACCUGCGGCUCAGGACUUGGAGAAGAAACGGCUGCUGGACUUGGCGGGGAAUUUGCGCGGGGUUUUACUGAGCGGGAAGAGACUGUUCAAAUGAGGGGGAGGGUAUAUAAAGGAGGGUUGGCCGUAGUAUCCCAUUCUUGGCUUUUCUGAUGUUCAUGUUUCCUACAGUAAAAGUUUCUGGUGAUAUCA